Molecule: messenger RNA, 657 nt
Organism: Porites evermanni
Lineage: Eukaryota; Metazoa; Cnidaria; Anthozoa; Scleractinia; Poritidae
Source: the annotation of a GenBank genome assembly
AUGGAGAAAAUUCUUCUUGUUGCCAUGUUUUUCUCUUUCGUUCAUCGCAUUAUUUGUGAUUUUUCGAUAAAGAAGUUUAAGCCAGUGUCCCUCAAAGCUACUGUUCUAGGUAGGAAAGGGAGGGUAGUGAUACACACUCCCCUAUCGAUUAAUUCUGUGAUUAACUGCGCGAUCCGAAGACUCACUCACCCAAAGAAAGUUAUAUCUACACCGGGUCAGUCAACAGAAGAAGACAUCGCUGCUGAUGAUUACGAGGUUUCCGUAAUUCCUCCAGAGACUUCGACCUCUGGAGCUAUUUACACAAGAAAUGUUAGCUCCGUUUGCAACUGGGAGAAAGAACGGGCCAAACUUUUUCAAGCAAUUGUGGAGAAAGAGGGAAUGCCAGAGAGCCCAAAGCUUAUCUGCGUGAUUUGCAAUGAGCGGUUAAAUAUCUUUGCGUUAUCUUUACUGCAGCCGUUGGCAGUUUUUCUGCCCAAAGUGUGCAUGGGACAUCCACCGAGAAAAAAACCAAUUCCAUGUUUUGGACAGUGGAAGAUAAAUGUUUUUGGUACCGUCGUGAGGGUGUGGAAUUUUUUUGCAAUAACCCAAUCACCACAGGAAACAAGAACAUGCAUUUCGCAGGAAAAUAUCAUGAAAGCUUUAGUGUUCUUACUUUGA